Molecule: messenger RNA, 4265 nt
Organism: Plectropomus leopardus (leopard coralgrouper)
Lineage: Eukaryota; Metazoa; Chordata; Actinopteri; Perciformes; Serranidae
Gene: csnk2b
Product: casein kinase 2, beta polypeptide
Cellular component (GO): cytoplasm; protein kinase CK2 complex
Molecular function (GO): protein kinase regulator activity
Source: RefSeq, a predicted model, not a curated record
ACGUGUUGGGUGAACUGGGAGGUGGUGUCCAUCUUAUUUACACCGGUGAGAUUGCUAAAUUUUUGAUCUGUCGGAUUUUUUAAGGUGCUUAAAAGUUGAAAGCCGGGUUUUCAGAGAUGAGCAGUUCAGAGGAAGUGUCAUGGAUCUCCUGGUUUUGUGGGCUGAGGGGAAAUGAGUUUUUCUGUGAGGUGGAUGAAGACUACAUCCAGGACAAGUUCAACCUGACGGGGCUCAAUGAGCAGGUUCCCCACUACCGCCAGGCCCUGGACAUGAUCCUGGACCUUGAACCAGAUGAGGAACUGGAGGACAAUCCCAACCAGAGCGACCUGAUCGAGCAGGCGGCUGAGAUGCUGUACGGACUCAUCCACGCACGCUAUAUCCUCACUAACCGAGGCAUCGCACAGAUGUUGGAGAAGUAUCAACAGGGAGAUUUCGGCUAUUGUCCUCGGGUCUAUUGUGAGAAUCAGCCUAUGCUUCCUAUUGGUCUGUCAGAUAUCCCAGGAGAGGCCAUGGUGAAGCUGUACUGUCCUAAAUGUAUGGACGUCUACACACCCAAGUCCUCCAGGCACCACCACACAGAUGGAGCCUAUUUCGGCACUGGCUUCCCCCACAUGCUCUUCAUGGUUCACCCUGAGUACAGGCCCAAGAGGCCCGCCAACCAGUUUGUCCCGAGGCUGUACGGGUUUAAGAUCCACCCCAUGGCCUACCAGCUGCAGCUGCAAGCCGCCUCCAGCUUCAAGAGCCCCGUCAAGGCCAUCCGCUAAACAAACGAGGAGGAAGAGGAGGAUGAAUCGUAGAGAGAGAAGAAAGGAAAGAAUUAUCAUCAGAAGGGGAGGAGUCACCUGCAUUUGACAAAGCUUUUCAGGUGCCCCCUCCCCACCCUGAAGACUGUAUUAUUUUGGUUUAGACUAGGGCAAAUGAAAAAGUGUAAAGAUUUUCUGAGUGUGAACAAGACAUAGAGAACGCACAGCCAUGAUCUUAAUCACAAACACACACACACACACAUGCGCUCAUACACACACACACACACACACACACACACACACACACACACUUGGGAUUCCAUGCACGUACAUUACCAAACUCAUCAGUGCCAAAAACAGGAGGGUGAGGUAAGAGGAACCAUACAGGGGCCUCAUGCUGCUGCGGCUGCUGCUCACAAGCACGCUGAUGAGAAUAAUCACUUAAGGGAACUUUUCCCCGCAGAAAAGGUUUUAUGUCCGGGGCUGAAAGCUAAAGAAGGUGCAACGGCGGAGUCGGCUUCCACCUCUGGCUCUGCGUUUGUUCUGUAUUUGGCACAGUUUGGUAAAAAGUGGUGGUAAACCCUCCAUCAUCGGAAGCCUCAUUUCCCUGUUAGCCCCCCCCCCCCCCCCCCCCCCGUGCAUGUACACUCAGGCUGGCACCCGCAGAGACAGUUUGGACGGUGGGUGUUUUUCCGUAUCACUCAUUUGUAAGAAUUGGGUUCAUCCGACGUUCUGUGGUGGCGUUGCACAAAGCUUUCUGUUAAAUUUGCCUUAAGAUUCGGAGAACACACCCCGGUUUGUUUUUGUUUUCCAAGAGGCACAAAAAGCAUACGUUUGUUUUUGUUUCCUUUCUGCCGUCAGAGGACACAGACGUCGAUGAAUUUACGGAUCGUGGAGACGGUUUUAAUCGGCCUGUGUCGCACCUCCUGCUGUCUGUGCGCGUGUCAAACAACUGUCUGUAUCGGUACCGAAGUGAAAAUAUAACCUGUGCUACAUUUUUCUGAGACGUGUCCCCUCCUGCAGCAGCAGGCUUAGCUGCGUUUGUAUUGUCACCCCCCCCCCUCCCUUCCCUCGUAGCUUCAGCUUCCUCAAACAAAUUGUUUGACAUUUUGGGGAAUGUGCAUGUUUGCUUUGUGGUUGACAGUAGAGGAGAAGACUCUUACAACUCUGUGGUGAGCUGCAUGAAGCUACUGUCACCGGCUGUUUAGCUUUGCUUGGAUCAAAGAUCAUAAAUGGGAAAACGGUUUUCCUGACUAACUCUGUCCGAAGGUAACAAAAAUCUCCCAUGAGCACCUCUAAAGCUCACUAAUAGACUUUUUUUAGGGGAGGCAUUUGGAGCCUGUUAAGACCUACACAGUUAUUACAAUCUUUAUUCUUUAUUUGAAGCCAAGGGUAAAUUAAAAGACACUAAAACAUCAUCUGGUAUUAGAGUAGUAUCAAUACUGCCUGCACACUUUUGUUAGAUGCGUCCGUGCAGCUUAAGAUACCGCCGUCAGCAGAAUUCAGCACGGCUCCUUCCAUAGGGCAAAGCGAUGCACCGUCAUAAAACAUCCAACUAAACAUAAAAUAGGCAAGCUAAAGAACGUUAGCGAGCUGUCACCAAAACAACCACCAUGGACAAGACUGACGACGCAGUCCUUUUUAGGGCCGCAUUAGCGUUUACACUACAAACGCUAUGUUGUCCAAUGCGACUCAGACCACCUCGGCGUGUGUUUGGAGUGAUUGCAUCACAAUGCAUCUUGAUGGUUGUUUACACUCUUAUUUAGUGCUGUCCACGCGUGAUCUGAUCACCCCAAACGCAUGUCAAAAGCAGGUGUAAACACGGCCUUUGAAUCGUCAGAGUAACAUGAACAUGAAUGAUAGCUGCAUUCCAUUUAGGGGAGGCCCUGACUGAGACAUUUAAUGGAACUGAGCCAUUGUUAGUGUUAUCAGUUUCACUUGUGUUUGUGCUGCUAUGACGAGUCUAAAUUUCUGCUGUGGAAAAGGUCUUUAACUCCGCUGAGGAGGUCAUGUUUUCAGCACCGUUUGUCGGUUUGGUUGUCAGCAGGAUAAACUACUGGUCCAGUUUUCAACAAACGUGAGGAAGAGUGUGACAUGAAAUUUGCCUUCAGGGCGUUGUGCCGUGAAGUCGUUUCUUGGUGAGGUUUACAGAUGAGAUAAUGGUUUGGGAUUAGUGAGCCCUGAAGGCAAACUUCUUCGGGGGGUUACUGGUCUCUGCCAAGAAAUAGUCUGACCUGUGACAAAAAUGCAAAUUAUUUCCAACUUUUGGUACAUAUUUACGCAAGGUCGCCACACCAGAAAAAAACAAUAUCAAGUAAUAAUGUGAAAAGUUUGUUUUUCACAUUUUAACAAAAUAUUUGCAAGUUAUUACAUUAUACAAACUUAUCACAUUAUAACAAGAAACUUUGCUUGUUAGAUGAGAAGAAACAAGAAAUUGUUCUUGUUUUAACAAUAGAUUAUCACGUAAAAAAAUAUCCUCUAAGUUUGUAUGAUGUAAUAUGUGAAAAUAUCUUGUUAUGACAAGACUCCGCUUUAACAAAAUAUUUUCACGAUAUUAUGUAGUACAAACUUAGAACAGUAUAACAAGAAACUUUUCUUGUUAGAUGAGAGAAAACAAGAAACCUUUGUGAUUUUACAACAAUAAAUGAUCACGUAAAUAGCAUCUUAUUAUACCCUUAAAUUUGUAUGGUAUAAUAUGUGAAAAUAUUUUGCUAAAAUGUGAAAAAAUCUUGUUAUAACAAGACGUUUUUCAUGUUUUAACAAAAUAUUACAAACUUAGAACGGAAACUUUUCUUGUUAUAACAAUAUAUCAUCACGUAAAUAGUAUCUUGUUAUAGCCUUACGUUUGUAUGGUGAAUAAGAAACUUGUCACGUUAUUAUGACACUGAUCAGUUUUUCUUUCGGUGGCAGCAAAACGCUUCUUUGCAUAUUAAAGUUGAAACCAGAUCUGAGCUCAUUGGUGAGCUUUAGAGGUGCUGGGAGGCCUGAACAGCUGUUUCCUCCUGUUCCAGUCUUUAUGCUGAGCUAACCGGCUGCUGGUUGUAGCUUCAUAUUUAACACGCAGAAAUGAGAGUGCUGUCUUCUCUUCUUACUCUCAGCCUGAAAGCAAAUAUUCCCCAAAAUGUCAAAGUAUCCGUGUAAAAGGUCGAGGAGGAGACCUGGAGAAAGAGGACUUUAGACAAUCUGAAUCCUUCAGCUCACUCCAUCACUGCACUGAUCCCACUGGUGUCUCCACAGCACAGUCUCAUUAUUUAUGUUCGGCUUUAGAGACAGACCGACCACCAGCCGCUUACUUUUUUUUUGUUUCCGAAACAGUGGGGCAGACAGUCGGCUGCCCUCCCUUCUCUCCCCUCUUUACGUUUGUGUGACUGGAAUAGAUUUUGGAUUUCAUGAUACAAGAGAAACGGUAUUUAUGUGUCCAGAUUUUAACUAAUGUUCGUCUGUGUUGUUGUUGUCUUUCUGCUACUGUGGAAGGGUGAGCAGGAUUCAGAAUUCUCAAUAAACUUCUAUUUUCUUUUCAUA